AUGUCUCGCAUAAAGUCUACACAUGUUUCUGACGCUGCCGAUACCGUCGAAAAGGGAGACGUCAAAGACUUUGAUUUGACUGAAUUCUUAAGUGAGCAAAACGAUCAAGCUGUGGCAGCUGGUAUGCAUCCUAAGCAUAUGGGCUUGAUCUGGAAGAAUCUUGUCGUUCAGGGUCUUGGUGCUGACGCCAAGGUCAUUCCUACAAACUACACCUGGGUCCGAGACUUUGUAAAAUUCUGGAAGUGGGGCAAGCGUUCUGGUAAUGACUUUACAAUCUUGAAAGGAAAUGAUGGUUUCUGUAAGCAUGGUGAAAUGUUACUCGUCCUCGGUCGUCCUGGUGCUGGUUGUACUACUUUACUUCGUGUCUUAGCCAACAUGCGUGCCUCUUAUACGAAUAUUGAAGGUACUGUGACCUAUGGUGGUAUUGAAGCUCGUGAAUUCUCAAAGUACUACCGUGGUGAAGUUUGUUACAAUGAAGAAGAAGACCUACAUUAUCCUACAUUGACUACUAAGCAGACAUUGAGCUUUGCCUUGAAGAACAAGACUCCUGGUAAACGUUUGGAAGGUGAAAGCAAGAAGGAGUUCAUCAACAAAGUCCUCUAUAUGCUCGGAAACAUGCUGGGUCUUACCAAGCAAAUGAACACUAUGGUUGGUAAUGCCUUCGUUCGUGGCCUUUCUGGUGGUGAACGUAAACGUCUUUCUAUUGCUGAGCAGAUGACUACCCGUAGCUCUAUCAACUGUUGGGAUUGCUCUACUCGUGGUCUUGAUGCCUCAUCUGCUCUUGACUAUGUCCGUUCUCUUCGUAUCAUGACUGACAUUUUGAACAAGACAACUGUUGCUACUCUUUACCAAGCAUCUGACAGUAUCUUCCAUCUCUUUGAUAAAGUCAUGGUCCUUGAUGAAGGUCGCUGUAUCUACUUUGGCCCCACAUCUAAUGCAAAAUCCUAUUUUGAAGACAUGGGCUUUUACUGUCCUGAUCGUAAAUCCACUCCUGAUUUCUUGACUGGUCUUUGUAACCCUAACGAACGUCAAUACCGCGAAGGAUUCAAGGAAAAGGUGCCCGUCAAUGCUGUUCAAUUCGAAAAAGCCUAUAAGGAAUCUGGUCUUUACGCUCAAAUGAUGAAGGAGCGUGACGAAUACGAAAAACAUAUUCAAGAAAAUCGUCCCGACGAGCAGUUCCGUCAAGCCUUUAUUGAUGCCCAUCAAAAACACGCUCCUACCAAGUCUCCCUUUGUGGCUACUUACUAUCAGCAAGUCAAAUCUCUUACCAUUCGUCAGUUCCAACUCAUUUGGGGUGACAAAGGUGCUUUGGUCUCUCGUUAUGGUGGCGUUGUCGUCAAAGGUCUUAUCAUGGCUUCCGUCUUUUACAUGAUGCCUACUGAUGCUACUGGUGCCUUCUCUCGUGGUGGUUCUUUCUUGUUCUCUCUAUUAUUUAACGCCUUGAUCGCUCAGUCUGAACUGGCUGCGUUCAUGCAAGGUCGUCGUGUCUUGGAGAAGCACAAGCAUUUCGCCUUGUAUCAUCCUUCUGCUUUUUACAUUGCUCAAGUUAUUGUUGAUAUUCCACUUGCUAUCGUUCAAGUCAUCGUUUUCGAAAUCUGUGUUUACUUUAUGAUGGGUCUUGUACUUGACGCAGGAAAGUUCUUUACUUUCUUUAUCAUUCUAGUGGUGACUAACUUGUGUAUGAAUGGCUUCUUCCGUUUCUGGGGCGCUGUUUCACCAAACUUCUUUACUGCUUCUCAGUUAUCAUCCAUUCUUCUGAUUGCUGCCUUGGUGUACUCUGGUUAUCAAAUUCCUUACAACAAGAUGCAUCCUUGGCUCAUGUGGAUCUAUUGGAUCAAUCCUCUGGCCUAUGGUUACAAGGCUUUGAUCUCCAAUGAGCUGACUGGCAUGAACUUCUCUUGCGAAGGAUUCAACUCAGUUCCUUUUGGUCCCUCUUAUACAGAUGAUGCCUACAAGACCUGUAAUCUACCUGGUGCUGUUCCUGGCCAAACACACGUUCUUGGCGAUGAUUAUCUUCACUAUGCUUACGGUUAUGAGACCUGGCAACGAUGGAUCGAUUUUGUUGCUGUCGUUCUCUUCUUCCUCUUCUUUACUGUCUUAACUGCUCUUGCUAUGGAAUAUGUUGAUCUCCAAAAGGAAGGUUCCAUCACCAAGGUGUACAAGGCUGGUAAGGCGCCCAAGGAAAUCGAUGAAUCCAAGGCCCUGGAAGCUGUUCAAACCGAACAAGACGAAGAAAUGGAAAGUGUCUCUACUGGUACUACUUUCUCUUGGCAUCACAUUGAUUACACUGUUCCCGUCAAGGGUGGUCAACUCAAACUUUUGAAUGACAUUGGUGGUAUUGUCAAGCCUGGUCAUCUUACUGCCCUCAUGGGUUCUUCUGGUGCUGGUAAGACAACUCUUUUGGACGUUUUGGCUCAACGAAAGACCAUUGGUAAAGUUGAAGGCCGUAUGUACUUGAAUGGUGAACCUCUUGGUCCUGAUUUCGAACGAUCUACUGGUUACUGUGAGCAGAUGGAUGUCCACAACCCUAAUGCUACUGUACGAGAAGCACUCAAGUUCUCUGCUUACCUUCGUCAACCUGCUGAGGUUCCCAAGGAAGAAAAGGAUGCCUACGUUGAACAAAUUAUCCGUCUUAUGGAAAUGGAAAAGAUUGCUGAUGCCCUCGUUGGUGAUCUUGAAGCUGGUAUUGGUAUCUCUGUUGAAGAACGCAAGCGUUUGACUAUUGCUACUGAAUUGGUUGGUAAGCCCAAGCUUCUUUUCCUUGAUGAACCUACCUCUGGUCUUGACGCUCAAAGUUCCUACAACAUUGUUCGUUUCAUUCGUAAGCUUGCCGAUGCUGGUUGGCCCGUGCUCUGUACUAUCCAUCAGCCCUCUGCUACCCUCUUUGAACACUUUGAUCAUUUGGUGCUUUUGGUUCGUGGUGGUAAGACUGCUUACUUUGGUGAAAUCGGCAAGGAUGCCUCUACGAUGAUCUCUUACUUUGAAAGAAACGGUGGUCCCAAGUGUUCUCCUAACGCUAACCCUGCUGAAUACAUUCUUGAAUGUGUUGGUGCUGGUACUGCUGGUAAAGCCAAGGCUGACUGGGCUGAAAUUUGGAAGACCUCUCCUGAAGCCAAGGCAUUGGAAGAAGAACUUGAACAAAUCCACCAAACGGUCGACCAUAACCGCAAGAACACCAACAGUCCUUACUCCCUCUCUUUCUUCCAGCAGUUCUGGCUCGUCUACAAGCGUAUGAAUGUCUCCUGGUGGCGUUGUCCUACUUACAACAUGGGUCGUCUCUUCAACGUUUGUUUCAUUGGUCUCAUCUCUGGUUUUUCCUUCUGGAAGUUGGGCAACACUCCCUCUGAUCUGCAAAAUCGAAUGUUCUCUGUCUUUACUACUCUGCUGAUGAGUAACGCCUUGAUCAUUUUGGCUCAACCUCGUUUCAUGCAAGAACGUGCCUGGUUCCGUCGUGAGUAUGCUUCUCGUUACUAUGGUUGGGCUCCAUUCGCACUCUCUUGUAUUCUUGUCGAAAUCCCUUACUUGAUCUUCUUCUCGACCAUCUUCUUGUUCUGUUUCUACUGGACAGCUGGCCUUCAAAACGUCUCUGAUCGUGUCGGUUUCUUCUACAUUCACUUUGUGGUCUUCUUGUUCUACUCUGUCUCCCUUGGUUUCACUAUUGCCGCCUUCUCAAGCACACCACCUAUGGCUGCUGUCAUCAAUCCAUUCUUCACGUCCAUCUUGAUCUUGUUCGCUGGUAUCAUGCAACCUCCUUCUGCUAUGCCAAAAUUCUGGAGCUCAUGGAUGUACUGGGUGGAUCCUUAUCAUUAUCUGAUAGAAGGUCUUGUCGUCAACGUCAUGGAUAGUGUUCCAGUACACUGCGGUGAAUCCGAUUUUACCAAAAUACCCGCCCCUCCUGGUAUGACCUGUGGUCAAUACAUGGCUGAUUUCUUCAAAUCUGGUGGUAGUGGUUAUCUUGGCAACGAAAAUGCUACUGGCAUGUGUGACUACUGCCCUUACAGCUAUGGUAAUGAAUUCUAUGAAGAAAGAAUCGGAUGGAGCUUUAGUAACAGAUGGCGCGACUUUGGUAUCCUUUGUGCUUACUCUAUUUUCAACGUCUUUGCCUUCAUGUUCUUUGUAUUCUUAUUUAGAAAAGCCAAGCGAUAA
Rhizopus microsporus ATCC 52813 is the source of this 4146-nucleotide messenger RNA. RefSeq names its product ABC transporter G family protein. Gene Ontology annotation, biological process: transmembrane transport. The record is from RefSeq and is a predicted model, not a curated record. Bases 1 to 4146 code for a protein of 1381 amino acids. Gene Ontology annotation, molecular function: ATP binding; ATP hydrolysis activity; ABC-type transporter activity. Gene Ontology annotation, cellular component: membrane. NCBI's taxonomy places the organism in Eukaryota, Fungi, Mucoromycota, Mucoromycetes, Mucorales, Rhizopodaceae. The transcript has 2 exons.